This is a messenger RNA of Symbiodinium natans, 483 nucleotides long. NCBI's taxonomy places the organism in Eukaryota, Dinophyceae, Suessiales, Symbiodiniaceae. The record is from the annotation of a GenBank genome assembly.
AUGGCAGCGCCUCCUUCCUUUCCCAGCUCUCCUAGCUCUUCAUUCUCUUCAUUGUCUGAUCAGGACUUAGACAUUUGGCUUGGGCCAAGCACCACUCUACCCGGAAAACUGGGCUCAAGAGACGAUACCUUGUCGCGGAUGUCGCGCGACGACAUACUUUCGCUGGCAAACUGCCGCAGCACCAAGCGUUGCGUGCGACUCAGCGAUUUCAUGCGCCUGAAUUCUCUGCCCGCCAAAGAUGGACAGCAGCUUCAGCUCUCCUUCGGCAGCGCGCUCCAUGUUGGCGAUGGCACGAAUGUUUUGUGCAAAGUGUGCAGUUUCCACAAGCCCCCGCUCCGCAUAUGCAAGAAGGGAGCCUUCUGCGAUUUCUGUCAUCUGCAUGAUGGACGACGCAACGGACGUCGACGGAGCUUGCGGGAUGAGACCGGCAGGAUGACGUGGGCAGACACAGAAGUUCAAGUGCUCCAGGGAAUUCGCCUGUGA